UUAUAGAUAUCUGCGAUUCAUGUUUAUUGUCUAUGGUAAUUUAUCUUAUAGUUCAAUGAUGGAUACACCACGUGGUUUUAAUUAAAACACGGUUGUAUCUACAUAUAAUUGUCUACCAGUAUUAUUUAUGGGUCCUUACAGUUGUCUUUUUCAUCUUUUAGUCACGUCAAAAACCAGGGAUCAAUUCGCCUUUUGACGUUUACAAAUUACAAUAGUCAAUAACACUGAGUGAGUAUCGACAGUGUACUAAUGUUGCAUUAUAUUAUUUUUUGAUGUAAUGUUCUUAAAGAGUAUAAAUCUUAUUUCUCUAUGGCUUUUCGAUUCUAUCGUAUUUUUAAAAAAAUUAAUAUAAUAUUGUAAUAGGUAUGUAUGUAUGAAUCAUACAUCAUACGUAAAAACAAUGUUGGAAAAGGUUUAAGUUUUUGUUUUAGUUUAUUGAUAAAAAUCUUUGGUGUUUAACGCAGUGCUUCAAGGGCUUUUUCUACAUUUUUUCUGAUGUUCAAUUAUUAAGAAAACAACAGAGAAAAUCAAAAAAAAAUUACUUCAAAACUAGAUCCAAAAUUCAAUAAAAAAUUCCACAUUAGGGAAGUUAAUUAAUUUAAAAAAUUAUUAAAUUAGUUACAAAAAAAAAUAAAUGCUGUCAUUUUUUUAUUUAUUUUUAUUAUUUUAAAAAAUAAUAUUUACAACUAUACUAAUAUGCACUACAAGUAAAACAAAGAAAAUUUAAAUACAUGAAAAAGAUAGGAGGGCAUACAGUGGAGCUACCUAAUUUGAAUAUUUGUAAAUUUUAUUUGAUUAAAUUGGUUUUUUUAUUUUUUCUUAUUUUAUGUAUAAUAUUUUUAAAGGUGGUCUCUAUACCAUUUCCUCUUUAACUUGGAAGGUUAUUAGGAAUAGUACCUAUUUAUAAUUAUUAUAAUAAUACAAUUUACAAAUUUAGUUAUAAUAUACACUAUGUAAUAAUAUACCUACAGUGGUAUAGUCAACUUAAAAUUAGACACAACUCAUAAUUAAUUAAAACACUUCUUUAAUAAUUUUUUUUUAUUUAAUCUAAUAUACACAUUGUACAAAUGUUAACAAUGAAAUAUAUGAGUGAAAUUAUGAGCCUCCUUUAAGCUUUGCUUCUGACGGAACCACAGAGUUACAAAAGUUUUUAUUUACUAAUUAUUAUUAUUAUUAGUAUUAUUAUUCACAUCUUUUUCUAAUAUUAUGAACAACAGCUGUUAUAAAAUCUAAUAUACCAAUUUUUCCUGCUUGUAUUUGGAUACAUACAUUUUGUAGAUGUUUUUCUAUGGUACCAGUUAGUUCUAGUUUUGUUCUACUAAUCAAAUCUUCUAUAUUGUGUUAACCUAAUUUUGCUUCAUUUACAGAAAUUUUCAUUUUAAUUUUUUUUAUUAGUUUCUUAGUAGCUGGAUGCUUAUGUCCACAGAGUAUUAAAAAUUAAUUUUCCACCCCUCUAUCACAUUAUUUGUUCGGUGGCCCCCUACUAAAGUGGCUGUGUGAAUAUUCCAUGGGGAAGGUAAAAAUAUAGGUAGCACUGAUCACAACCAUAGACAUGUUUAUGAACAUUUAUUCAUGUUAAGAAAUGAUGUUUCAUAAACAUGUCUAUAGUGUGGCCAGUGAUACCUGCUGGAGAUGCAUGCCGCUGAACGAAACUGGUGUGUUUUCUUUUAAAAAUAGAGAAAUAGGGGAUAGGUACUAUUUAUUAUUAGUGUAAUUUUUUGUACAUGAUUUAUGUAUCUACAAACCAAAUUAUAAACCAUGAAAAUUGUUUUGAUAGCAAUUUCUUUUACUGUAUACGUUUAUUUUAAUUAUUUAUUUUCCAUUAUUAUUACCUAUUAUGUAUUUUUUUUUUUUUUCAAAAUAAUAAUAAAUUGUAUAAUAAAAAGUAAUAAACUUUAUUGCAAUUGUUUUAGUACUAACCUAUUUUUAAAAAAAAGUUGAAAGUUAUAUGCACUCUGUUUAGCUUAUGUUGUCUUCAGAAGAAUGUAAACCUGUGGAUUUUUGUCCACUGCAUUUGGUCCAUAGCUUUUUAUCCUAUUUCCAUUUAAAAUAUAUGAAGGUAAAAGGACCAUAUAAUUUUAGAAGUUUAAUAGAUCUCGAGACCACUGUGUUAAUACACAAUGAUCAAUAUUGAAAAGAGCGGCUACUGGGGGGUGGGAGCGGCCACUGUUGUAGGUGAGAAGUUGUAAAGGUAGGAUACAUAACGUUAUUUCAUUUACAUCUGUAAACAACGAUAAACCAUUGCUUGAUGAAAGACGAUUCCGAGUGUAAUUCGGUAAUACAUAAUUUGAAGUAUCAUAAUUUUGUUUAAAUUUGAUUUUAAAACGCUUUUUAAAAAAAAAAAAGUCGACCGAUGAUUUUGAAAAUUUUGUCACAUCUAGGUAAAAUAUUAUUACCAAGUUUCAAGUCUCUACGUGUAUUGAUAACUGAAUUACAACAAAAAAAAACUCGCAAAAAUUAAAAUACCUUAAAAUCUCAAAAGUUUUGGCGAUGACACCGUAAGAAAGUAAAUCCAAAAGGUAUUUUGUGAUUUUUCGAUUAAAUCAUUUUUUCUGGUAGAAAACGUUGUCACUCGUGCGUGUUUUUAUAAAAUAAUGAAAUCGUGAAAUUGUUCGUUUACCUACGUUUUUUUCCCACUUAAAAGGUUUUAUUUAAAAAAUGGCGUCGAAAAUCAAAAAAUGACCUCUUUAAAGUUCUAUCUAGACAACUUGACCUUUCAGAAAAGUUGUUACACUUAUACAUCGGAGCCCCGAAUCUAAAAAAAAAAUUUUCAAAUUGUGGAUUGUACAACUCUGGGAAUAUUAACUUGUAUUGGUACUUGUUUUUUACGCCCUGCCAGUACGCCAUUAUAAAUUUAUCGCCCCUCCAAACAAUAUAAAAAACUGUUAACCACACGUAUAAUUUUUUUGAUCCGGACUCGGGCACAUACUAUAGUGGUCCUUAUUUUUGAUGACCGAUCUCUUCUAUUUUGUUCCUUAUUAUGUAAAAGUAAUUUGUGUGAAAUUUGAUCAUGAUAACUCACUCACUUCCCGUGCCCCAAUAGAAUUGCAAAUGAGGAAAUAUGGUAGUUUUGUGGUUUUGGUAAAUAAAUAACUAUCACUGAUCAUAAAUUGAUAUGAGACUCUUUGGUCUUCCUAAUGUCUAAAUAAUUUAUUAUUAUAUAAUUUACUGUAAAAUUUGUUUUUCCCGAGAACCCGAGAAAAAUUAUAAAAUACAAAAUAUUUCACUUAUUUAGCAAAACUGAUUUUUUUAAGGUUGUUUAAUUGUAUUUGUUAAAUGGCUGAAAAUAUGAAACAAUGUUUAAUAUAAAAAUGAUAUAGAAUUUAAUUUUCUAAAAAAAAGUUAUUAAUAAAAAUUUAAUUAGAACUACUGAUUUAAUGUUACACUAGGAUUUAUGUCGAUAUAAGUGGAUAAUGGUUAUAUUAUCACUUUUAUAUUAUCUCAUUGGAAAAAAAAUGAAUUUAAUGUUUUUUUUUUAUUUAAACUUGAAGUUGUUUACAAUAAAAAUGGAUCCUUUAAUAAUUGUUUCGAGCAUCAUGGAUAGUUUUUUUUUUAUUUUUACCUAACCUAACGCAAAUAAAAAUAAUUGGAAUACAUCGAAAAACAUUAAAUAUUUUUAUUUAGGAACUGUAAAAAAGUUUUUUUAAAUAACUGAUAAUAUAAAUUGCUUUUGGUUUUUUUUUUUUUUUUUGUGUUUGGUAAGAAUAAAUCUCUUAUUCUUCCAUUCAGUUGGAACUAUUUCCAUACAUUUUGUAUUUAACUCGAACCUUUUUAAUAAGUUUGGAGAUCGUUAAUUAGAAUACAUCGAAAAACAUUUUUAUUUAGAAAUGUCAUCUGCCGUGUAUUUAAUACAUUUGAAAAAUGGUCUCUACUUGACAAAGUUUAAGAAUUUGACAGCCUGAUACACACCAUCCGGUGAGAUGGAUAGCUGAAGGGAUUCAUUGUUUGAUUCCCGUUCGAAAAAAAAAAAUGGGAAAAUGUACAGAAAACCUGAAAAUCGGUUCAUUAAACAAAUAUUAUUAAAAGUAAUAAAUAAUGCCAUUUAAUCAUUUUACGAAAAUAUGACAUUGUUGCUAACAGUUAUGUAUUAAAUUACUUAUAACAGUGGUUUGCACUUGUCCUUAUUAUCUUAGGACUUUUUUUUUACAUUUUUCCUAUAAUAAUAUACAAUUUAAUUAUAUAUACUUUUUAUUUUUCAUAUUGUUUAGUGAGGCUAUACAUUUAUUAUGGCAUAUUGACAGGGCAAUAACAAACAAGUAUUCUUGCCUUUUAAUUUAAGCUUGGUGUCAUUAAAUAAAUAUAAUUAAUAUACUUUUAUUUCCUAAUAUAUCUAAUCAAUGCUAAAACCUACAUUGGUACCUAUAUAAUAAUAUUUAUUUAUUUUUAUUUGUAAUAGUAGGUAUGUCCUAAUUGAGUUAAUAUUAAUAAAUCAAAUUAAUUUUCUCUGUGAUAGGUACUGGUGUAUCUUUAUUAUACAUUAUAACUUAGGUAUAUUGUAUACUUAAUUUUUUUAUAAUUCAAGAGUCAUGGAUGAUAAUGACUUAUCAGAAUUGCCAUCUUCAUCUUUAAAAAAAUCUGAAAACGAUGAAAAAUUAAGGUAAUAUUUUCAAUAAUGUUUUCAUAAAAUACAUAUUAUGAUUUUUUAUUUUUUAGUUCAAAAUGUAUGGAUUCUGAUUCUCCAAAAUUGUAUCCAAUGUCUGAACUUAAAGAAUCAAGGUAAUGUUUUCUACUUUUAAAAGUAGAACAUAUAAAUGUUUUAUAAUUAUUUGUAACCACAUGGUGAUAUGAAGUGUAAAUAAGCAUGAAGUAUGUAGUUAAUUUUUAUAAAACUUGUUUAUUCAUUGUUUUCUUUACAAAACUGAAUAUUAUAGUUCUUCUUCUUCACUUCCAUUCCAACUAUUUGGGCUCUACUACCAUUCUAAACUUCCAUUUGAUCUGAUUUUUCAUCUCGCAUACUUUAGCUGUCUUCAUAUUAUUCUCAAUUACAUCCAUCCACCUUUCUCCUUCUACAUUUAUUUUCAUUACAAUUCAUGCUGCUUCAAAUUCCUUUCCCCAUGUAACAUGCCAAAACUAUCUUAGUUUAUUUUCUCUCAUUUUGUUUACUAUUGGAACCACUCCUAAAUUACCUCUUAUGUACUCAUCCCUUAUCUUAAAUAUUACCCUUAUUCUAAGUUUUAUUUUUAAGUAUAAUGACCAAAAUUUUUAACCAUAGAACAUAAUCUCACCACGCUUUUAUAGAACUUAACUUUGUCUCAUUUAAAUUCUCUCCUCUAACUUCUAUCCUCUAUUUCUGAAGCUUAUUAUUAACUUAUUCCAGAUUUUCUCCUACCAAAGCUUUAUCAUUUGCAAACAUCAUGCAUCAUGGUAUCUCCUCUCUGUUGACUCAGUGCACAUCUGAAAUGAGAUAAUCUGCCAUACUCUUAUAUAGAACUCAUACUGUUUAAGAAAUGAAUAAUAUAAUUGAUAUUUAAUUAAUUACGUUAACUUUAUAUUUACUGAACAAUUGAACAAUAAUUAUUAAAAUUAAAGUCUUGAUAUUUCAUAUUUAUAGCACAUUAGGUUAUAUUAGGUAGACAUGGUUGUAGAUAGAUCUAUAACAGUGCAUAACCUGACCUGUUUCAUAUUCAUUCAUGAAUAGCACAACACACUUUUUUUUUUAGCUCAAAAUCUGAGAAUUUUAUUUCCAUAGAAUUGUCUUCCUCAUCAACAAGAUCUGAAAACAAUGACCAAUUAAGGUACCUAUAAUUUUUCAUAACUACAAAAGUAUUUACUUAUUUUUGUUUUUUAUUUUUCAGCUCAAAAUCUAAAGACUUUGAUUCCCCAGAAUUGCCAACAUCAUUUGCUAAAAUAUCUGAACAUUAUGAAAAUUCAAGGUAAUAUUUUAUAUUUUUAAAAAUAACAAAUAUUAAUUUCCUAUAUUUUUUGAUAAAAUUGGUUAAAAAAAUUUUUGCAAAAUCAAGUCUGCUAGAUAACAGGAAAAAAACAAAUGCAUUUUAGGUGUACUUAGACACCCAAAUCACAGUAAUAUAACAUAUAUAUUUUUGAAAAAGCAAUACUAUUACUUGAGUUCUGAGCUCAGAAUCUUUUUUUGUUAGCAAUGAUUAAUCUUUGCUUAAAUAUACAUUAAAUUACUCUAUAUCCUACCUUCCCAACUUCUCAUCUACAACAAUGGUCCACCCAUUAUGCAAAUUAUGUCUUAUUUUUAUACUGAACUAAUUUGUAUUUUCAAAAAUUAUAAAUAAUGAACAUAAAUAAAUACAUUGAUACAUUACAUACAUAUAUAUUGAAUACAAAUUUUAACUAUAAACUGAUUACGUAAAAACUCAAGUAGAAAAAGCUUGACUUGUCAAAUAUUCCUACAGUACCUAUUAUUUAUCUUAUAUAUUUUAUAAUGGUUAUAGAAAUGAAGAUACUUACAAAUCCUCAGAGGUAUCACAAGAAAGUGUAACAAAUUAUGAUCAAAGGGCUCUUUCUUUGAUUUCUUCAAAUUACCAAGAUACCAGGUAAUGCAGUAUAUUUAUUAUUUAUUAGUGAUGGCCAACAAUAUAAUUCCAAAUAACGACAAUAUCACUCAAAUUUUAAUGAUAUUGUAUUGUGACAUAAUUAAAUUUACGAUAUCAAUAUUGUAUCAAAUUUAUUAAACAUAAUAUUUUUUUUUUUCAUAUUGGGAUUUUGUAGCCCAAUAAAUUCUUAAAAAAAGCAUUUAUUAAAUUUAAUUCUUAAAAAACAAAUUUAAAUUAAAUAUUAAAAAAGGAAUUUACGACCAUAUAUUUAGUCAAGUUAUUUUUGUAAAAACUCAUCCUAUUGGGUGCUAAUAUAUUUGUGUUCAUAGAAAAUUACCUUUCCAGAUCCACUGAGGUAAUUGGUGCGAAUUCAUAAAAUAAUCAUACUUUUCCACAUUAUUAUUUAGCGCCACUAUGAAUGAUAAUGGUUUUUUGAAGUUCUACCCAUCCAUUAUUCUUUAAGAAAACAUGAUUGCAGUUUUAUAAAAUCAAUUUUGCUACUAACCAUUAUUAUCCUUCAACUUGUAUUUUGUUUCUAACACAGUUAUCUCACUGUUUUUUUCACUGGUUUUAUAAUUUCUGGCAAUAAUAAUAUAGUUUAAAUAUAAUAUACAUAGAAAUAUGUUAAAUUUUAAUGAAAAUUAUGUGAAAAUUAAGAAAAAAGAAACAAAUGGGGAAAAAAACAAAAUAUAGUUUACUUCAUUGAAAUUAGAAUGAUUCAAAACGUACUUACACAAAUUAUCUUUCUAUCACACAUGCGGCAAAAGAAGCAUUUGCUACAUAAUCCGAGCCUUACUGAUUAUUGAAUAUCCAAUAGACAUAAAAAAAAAAAACGGUGAAAACUAUAAAUUAUUGUUUUUUGUUUAAAAAAAUAGUAAUAACUAAGUAUAAACAACCUUAUUUGAGAUUAAGAAUUUUUUAUUAAAAGUAUCUAUUAUUAAAUUAUAUUUAUUAUUUAAAAAAAAUAUGUAUGCGUAUUAUUUUAUGUUGUAGAGAGAUAUGUUGCUUUUCAAAUAUAUUCAAAACUGAUAACUGAAUCCUAGAAAAUUAAUUCAUUAUGGUUUAUAAAUUUAAUAUGUACAAAAAUUAAUUUACUUAUAAGCCUACUGUAGUAUGGUUUAAGUUUCCAUUUAAGUUAUAAUAAGAGUUCAAAAAUAAAAGUUAGUUAAGUUGAACUGGUCUGUUUCUUCUUUUUGGUGCAAUUUUCUGGCUAGCCAGGCAUAUAUAUAUAUAUUAUACAUCAUAAUGAACUAUAACACAAGAAUAUGGGAGUUUUCCCAGUUUAAAACAUUUGAAUGCAUUUGUGAAAAUGCAUAUGAUAUAUAAAUUUGAUAUCACAAUAUAUUGAAUUAUUCCAAAACAAUAUCGUUUUCAAAAAUUUACACCAAUAUUGAUAUUGUAUUGAAUUAUUAAUAUUGCUUGUUGGCCAUCACUAUUAUUUGUACUCAUUUAAUGCUUGAUUGAAUGUUUUUUUCUUGUUUUCCUAUAACAUUUAAAAACAAAAUUGUAUUUUUCAUUUGUAUUAAUCCUGUAACAUAAUAGUUUACAUUUAUAAUUUUGGAUAUUUACUAUACCAAUUUCUAAAUUUAAAAAAUCUGCCUUAGUAUAUGAUUCAUUAAAGAAGAAUGAAUAUUUUGUUUUUAUCGAAAAAAAUUCAUAUUAAUUUAUUAAAUAAUAUUUUUAACAUUAUUUUAUUUUUAAAGCUCUGAAGAAGAUGAAGAUAGUGAAGAUUGUGAAAACGAUGAUGAUGAUAAACAAAGUAUUGUGUCUGAAUCAUCCACAAGGUACACUAAAGAAGAUUUUGAUGUUCGAACAAAAGGAGAAUUAUCUUUAAGUGAUUUGCCACCUAUUGAAGAUUUAAAAAUAUCAGUUGACGAAGAAAAAUGUGAACCAGUAGGGUGUAUAAAAAGUAUUGUUGAUACUUUAGGUAAAUACAUACCAUUAUUCUAAAACAUUGUUUCCCAAUCUUUUAAUAGAUUUAACAUGGUCCAUCCACUUUUAGCUAAUGCUUUUUUUUUUUUUUUUUGGUAAUUGGGAAAAAAUAAACUUAAAUAACACUUAAUAAAUGAUAAACCACCAUUGUUAACUGUGAAAAAGUAAUAUAAUGGGAAAAAUAAAUUACACAAACUCUUCGCGAUCUAUUCAGGGUCUAUGGUAAAAUCUAUGGUUAAAUAAUAAAAAAAUAUUGUUUCAAAUUAAAAUCAAUGCAAGUUUAUUGGAAUAAAAUGUAAUAAUCACAUUAUGGCUUAUUUCAUCACUUAAUUUUUUUGCUUUUAAAGUUAGGGUAUUGUUUUUGAUCAAAAUAUAAAUUUAUUAAAUAUUAUGUAUUAAAAAAAAUAUUUUUUUUUGUUUUAGUUAUUGUUGAAGCAUUCCUAAAUCAUGAUGCAUUGGAUAUUGACUCCGUUUUAUUUGUAGAUCGUGGACAACGAGCACUAGGAAAAAUAUUUGAUGUGUUUGGUCCAGUUAAUAAGCCAUACUAUGCAGUUCGCUUCAAUGAUGCUAAUCAUAUUAAAAGAUUUUCUGUUCAAAUAAAGGAACCAGUUUACUGUGCUCCUCAAACAGAGUAUGCAAACUAUAUUGUAAUAUCACAACUUUUAGAACAAAAAGGAAGUGACGCUUCUUGGAAAGAUAAUAAUGAACCACCUCCAGAGCUUUUAGACUAUUCCGACGAUGAGGCUGAAAGGUUAGCAAAGAAAAAACGAAAAAAACGGUUCAAAGCUGAUGAAAAUAAUACGGAUAGAGAAAAAACACCAGAGCCACCCAGUCAAAAUACUUUCCAAAAUAAUAUUAAUAAUAACAGUACUCUAUAUUCAUCAAAUACACCUCCUAAUAGACGAUUAAAACCAACAAACAAUCCACAAUAUCAAAACUUCAAUAACGAAAGGACAUUCCCAACCUAUGCUCAACUUUUAGGCUCUGUUGAUCAUACUCGACCCAGAUCAGCCAACUAUAGUCACCAUCAUCAUCCCAACUCAGUUAACUACAAUCGUCCUCUUCAUCCCAACUCGUUCAGCUAUAGCCAUCCAUCUCAAUCCAAUUCAUUUGAUUACCAUCGUCCUCCUCAGCCAAAUUCAUUUAACUACAGUCGUCCCCCUCAGCCAAAUUCAUUUAACUACAGUCGUCCCCCUCAGCCAAAUUCAUUUAAUUACAGUCGCCCCUCUCAGCCCAACUCGUGCAAUUACAGUCAUCGCCCUCAGCACAAACCAUUUGACUACAGUCGACCUCUACCACCCAAUUUGUGUGACUAUGGUUACCACCCUCGGCCAAAUUCAUUUGACUAUAGUUGUCCCCCACAGCCCAAUUAUAGUUCAUAUAAUAAUGAUCAAAAUAAUUAUAUUACUAAUGCACCCGAUAAUUCAUAUAAUUCUAACUCUUAUACACCUAGUUAUAGAAUGUCUCAACCACCAAAUGAUAAUAAUCCAGUUAACAGACCACCCUGUCCAUACCCUAAUCCAGCACCAUAUCAUGGUCCUCGUGUGUGAAUUUGUAUAUACUUUUUUUUUUAA
Messenger RNA from Cinara cedri, 10009 nucleotides. NCBI's taxonomy places the organism in Eukaryota, Metazoa, Arthropoda, Insecta, Hemiptera, Aphididae. The record is from the annotation of a GenBank genome assembly.